UUUGCUAGAUUAGGCAAUUUACUUUCCCUGAAGGGAGGUUGGUGAUAAAAUCUGCAUCAGGGAAAAAAGAAAAAAAAAAAAACUGUACCAGGAAUAGCUUCUGAGAAAAUAUGGCUGUGGGGAGAAAUAAAAGAGCAGCAGGACUAAAUGACUAUAUUACUGACUGCUUUAAUUAUGUCCGACCAUAUGGUUGAAAAUAACAAAUAUGUGGAAAGUCAGUCCAAAAUUAUCAUCCAUCUCCCAGUCCGGAUCGUCAGCUCCUCCCCCAUGCGCGCGGGGCUUCAUUUGAUCAAAUCCUUCAACUUGGACCACUUUUAACAACACGGCAUUUGAGCAACGCCACAACUUGCGCAGCACUUCCUCUUCCACAUCGGAGCGGCAGUCCACAGCCCGGGAAGGCAGAGAGAAGAGUGGGAGAAAGGACUUCUUGCAUCCUCAGCAUCCUUCACUGCCUCCAGCAAUGGAGAGGGAGGUCAUAUUUUGCCCGAAGUGGCAAAGUGCGUUUUGGUUUGUGAUUUUGAUGAUGCUCUGCGUCUUUGAUGCCGACAACGCUGAGAUAACUUGCAGGUCAUGUCAGCCUGGGAAUAAGUGGCGUGCACAAGAAUUACUGCUGAAAUUCGACACAAGUGAGUCCGCAACAGGAUUAAAGGGAGAAGUUUUUGGACGCGGAGACCGGGCAGGGAGAGCCGCGGCUGCAAGUGCCGAAAGUCGGCGUCUCCGUUGCGCUGCUGGCUCCGCUGAGUGCGCUCCAGACCGGGCGGAACACACGGAGCCGAGGCUGGAACGGAAUACAGACAACCUGCACGUUAAAGGUAAAAUUGGUGCGCGUGAGUUUUCAAAGAUGAAAGUUACCAAUGUACAAACGAGUAGUCAGCAGGAGGGCAGCGCUGGUGAGGGGGUGACUUCUGCCGCCCGGUACAGAAAGCGCACCAGGAGGAACAGUGAUGAUGAGAAAACCAGAUCCCCUGGUUCAGCCCAGAGUCGAGACCCGGGAGAGGGCAUGCGCCCGGCGGCUGGCCGCAGAGUGCCGCGGUGGAGCGGUGAUGAGCGCAGAGCUGCCGCUCCGAGGCACGAGGAGCUCAAACUUAACAGUUCAACGUUCGCCUUGACCGGGGAUUCAUCUCACAAUCAGGCUAUGGUGCACUGGUCCGGCCAUAACAGCAGUGUGAUUUUGAUGCUGACCAAACUAUUUGACUUCAACCUCAACAGUGUGACUGAGAGUUCAUUAUGGAGGUCAACUGACUACGGAGCAACGUACCAGAAGCUGAAUGACAAAGUCGGAGCAAAGACGAUACUCAGUUAUUUGUACGUGAGCCCAAACAACAAGAGAAAGAUCAUGCUGUUGACUGAUCCAGAGGUGGAGAACAGUCUUCUGAUCAGCUCUGAUGAAGGGGCUACCUACCAGAAGUACCGGCUAAGCUUCUACAUCCUCAGUCUGCUAUUUCACCCCGAGCAGGAGGACUGGAUUUUGGCCUACAGUCACGACCAAAAGCUCUACAGCUCGGUGGAGUUUGGGAGGAGGUGGCAGGUGGUGCACGAGAGAGUGGCUCCCAAUCGCUUCUACUGGUCUAAAAUGGGUUUGGACAAAGAGCCAGGCUUAAUUCACCUGGAAACCAGCAUCUCUGAAGGACAGGCGCUGUAUGUCACCUGUAAGCUGCAAAACUGCACAGAUGCCAACAAGGGCAAACCAUUCCCCGGCUACAUUGACCCCAAUUCUCUGGUGGUGCAAGAUGAGUAUGUGUUUGUUCAGGUGUCAGCUGCAGGGAGGCCAAUCUACUAUGUGUCUGCUAAAAGGGAUGUCUUCACACCAAUGAAGCUGCCCAAGUACACACUACCCAAGGACCUCCAUGUGAUUAGCACGGAUGAAAACCGGGUGGUUGCAGCCGUACAGGAGUGGAACCAGAACGAGACCUACAACCUGUACGUUUCGGACACGUCGGGGGUCUACUACACCCUGGCACUGGAGAAUGUGGUCAGCAGCAUGGGCCCUGAAGGCAACGUCAUGAUCGACCUCUAUGAGGUAGCUGGAAUAAAGGGGAUGUUCCUUGCCAACAAAAAGACAGAUAACCAAGUGAAGACAUACAUCACAUACAACAGAGGCAGAGAUUGGAGGUUACUGCAGGCCCCCCGUAAAGACCUGAGGGGUAACAGCAUUCACUGUGUGCUGCCCUACUGUUCAUUACAUCUCCAUCUUCAAGUGUCUGCAAAUCCCUACACAUCUGGAAAUAUAGCCAGCAGGGAGUCAGCCCCGGGGAUCAUCGUCGCAUCAGGCUCCAUCGGCUCGGAGCUGACCAGCACCAAUGUCAGUGUGUUCAUUGCCUCGGACGCAGGAAACACAUGGAGACAGAUCUUCGACGAGGAGUAUGCAGUGCUGUAUCUCGACCAGGGAGGGGCCUUAGUUGCAAUAAGACACACUCCGCUUCCCAUCAGACACCUGUGGUUGAGCUUUGACGAAGGACUGCAGUGGAACAAGUACAGCUUCACCAACACGCCUCUGUUCGUGGACGGGGUGCUGGGAGAGCCUGGGGAGGAGACUCUCAUCAUGACGAUCUUCGGCCACGUCAGUCAUCGAUCGGAGUGGCAGCUGGUGAAAAUCGACUUCCGGUCCAUCUUCAACAGGAGGUGUACAGACGCCGAUUAUCAGACGUGGCACCUUCUCAACCAGGGCGAGCCGUGCCUCAUGGGAGUGAAAAGAAUCUACCGGAAGCUGAAGCCCACGUCCAGGUGCGUUAUGGGAAAAACAUACUCUGUGUCCAUGACGUCGGGCCCCUGUGACUGUACAGAGGCUGACUUUGAAUGUGAUUACGGCUACGAGAGGCGGACCGAUGGCAAGUGCACCCCUGCCUUUUGGUUCCACCCGUCAACAAUGUCCAGGAGUUGCACAACGGGGAUGACUUUCCUUAACAGCACCGGCUACAGGAAAGUGGUCUCUAACAACUGCACGGCUGGAGUGAGCAUGGAGUACACAGCCAGGAGGCAGCAGUGUCCCGUCCAAGCACCCAAAGGUCUCCACCUGGUCACUAGUGAGGGCACGCUUAGCGCCACCCUAGGCACCAACGUCACCUUCCUGCUUUUUCUGGAGGAGGGCGACGGGGCAAGGACAAGCAUCACACUGGACUUCGGAGACGGGCACGCUCUCACCUACUCCAACGUGAGCUCUAUUGAGGACGGCAUCAAACACAUCUACAAAGCUGUGGGAAUCUACCGAGUGACUGCCACCGGGGAGAACAGCCUCGGCUCAGAGACCGUCAUGCUCUACCUGCAUGUAACAUGUCAGCUGGAGUAUAUCCAUCUCUCAGCUCCCUUUGUGGCGGUGAGGAAUAAGGAAGUGAACCUGACUGCUGUUCUUUUGCCCAGCCAAGUGGGAACGGUCACCUACAUCUGGUGGAUUGGAAAUAACACAGAGCAGCCAGUAGUCACCCUGGAGGGAAGUGUGGCGUGCACAUUCUCCCAGGAAGGCAUCAGUACAGUCACUUUACAGGUGUCCGCAGGGAAUACUAUCCUGCAGGACAGAAAAAGCAUCGCUGUCCACGAGUAUUUCCACUCUCAUCUGCUCGCCUUCUCAUCAAACCUGGACGACCACAACCCUGACGUGGCAGAAUGGAGGCUGGACGUGAGCCGGGUCAUCAAGAAGUCUCUGAUCAAGGCCACAGGGGUGCGAGAGGAUCGGCUUCUGGUCACCGUCCUCCCAGGUUUACCCACAGCAGCAGAGUUUUUCCUUCUGCCUGACAAACAGCUGACUGAGGGGAAAGCAGAGAAAAGCUCUGCUCAUUUAGAUCAGCUCUCAGAGGUUUUACUCAACGCCUUAAAUCAAAACCUUGUCCAGUUCACGUUGCGGCCAGGGGUCCAAGUCACCGUGUAUGCAGCGCACUUAUCAGCAGCGCCCCUAGUGGACACCAGUGAGAACCACAGUGGCUCUGCCAUGCUAAUGCUGUUAUCAGUAGUGGUUGUGGGUUUAGCUGUAUUUGUCAUCUACAAAUUCAAGAGGAAGAUCCCAGGCCUCAACGUCUAUGCGCAGAUGCAGAACGAAAAAGAACAAGAAAUGAUGAGUCCAGCUAAUCCAACAGGGGCCACGGCCAGCUCACAGCGGGACUUGGUUCACUCUUUGGAGAUUCUGGACACAGAAUUUAACUCACGGCCCAUAGAAGGGAAAUGGUCCGGUCAAGGGGUGAAAGGCAGCUAAGCAAAAAUAAGAUGUAUGAAACCUCAUGUACAUGUGAAAUUCUCCACAGAACUCCCCACGUACAUUGUCUGAACUCUGGACUGGAUUACCACUUCAGCCUUGUCAUGGAUACAUUUUUUUCACCAUUUGGGACACAAUGGUUUUGAGCUUUAUACCUGUGCAUGUUGGACCCUGCUGACAUACUGUGCUCUGUUGAAACCAGAAGAAACUGUGUUCAGGUUUUAAUUUUCUUUCAACAUACAGUGUGUCUGAUGACUUAAACAUUU
Messenger RNA from Etheostoma cragini (Arkansas darter), 4449 nucleotides. Its product is annotated as VPS10 domain-containing receptor SorCS1. Gene Ontology annotation, molecular function: protein binding. The record is from RefSeq and is a predicted model, not a curated record. The coding region runs from base 461 to 4183 and encodes 1240 amino acids. Lineage: Eukaryota; Metazoa; Chordata; Actinopteri; Perciformes; Percidae. Gene Ontology annotation, biological process: post-Golgi vesicle-mediated transport. Gene Ontology annotation, cellular component: membrane; Golgi apparatus. The transcript has 28 exons.